GGUAAUGGUGGGUACUGUACACAGUGGAGAAGUUAGGGUUCGGGAGAGCCGCGGAGACGCAGUAAAUCAAAACAAAACCUUCUCUUCGGUUCUUCGUCCUCUAUGCUGCUCGUCUUCUCUUCUGGGCCUCUUUUCUUGGAUUUUGUAUUGCAAUAACCCAUCAUGGGCGACAACGGGGAUGUGCUCAAUGGCUACACUGUUAUUAAGGAAGGGGAGGCGGAGAUACUCAUGCAUUCCAGCAACACCGUCUUCUUCAACAAAGCCCAGGUGAACAACAGAGAUGUGUCUAUUGCUGUUUUAAGGAUGUUCGUUGAAAAACGCAAAGAAGAAUAUGAUGCCAUGUUGCGUAGAAAAGUAAAAUCUGAAACUAGAAUCAAUGAAGCCACACCAUCUAGUUCAACAAUGAAGGAAACAAACAUUGUUGAUGGUGAAGAGGCAAUUAUUGGUCUUGAUGUCACCUCAAAUGGGCUUCAUCAAGGGAAGGAUAAUGACUCUGUUGAUGCAUCACAUGACAUCUCAGAAAAGAUCUCUGUCAAAGUUCAUGGAGAACCGAAAGCGCCCAAAGUUCUUGAGGCUUUGGCUGCUUCUGGAUUGAGAGCACUUCGUUAUGCUCGUGAAGUGGAUGGGCUAGGGCCAGUUAUAGCACUAGACAAUGAUGAAGCAUCUGUUAAAGCUUGCAUGAGAAAUAUAAAAUUCAAUGGGUCCACUGCAUGUUCAAAGGUUGAAGCCUAUCAUGCAGAUGCACGAGUUUACAUGCUUACUAAUCAGAAAGAAUUUGAUGUGGUGGAUCUCGAUCCAUAUGGAUCACCUUCUGUUUUUUUAGACUCAGCUGUACAAGCAGUCACUGAUGGUGGAAUUUUAAUGUGCACUGCCACUGACAUGGCUGUUUUAUGCGGCGGAAAUGGGGAGGUUUGCUAUUCCAAGUAUGGUUCUUAUCCUUUGAAAGGAAAAUACUGCCAUGAGCUGGCUUUGAGGAUUCUUCUUGCUUGCAUUGAGAGCCAUGCAAACCGUUACAAACGUUACAUUGUUCCAAUUCUUUCUAUACAAAUGGAUUUCUAUAUCCGUGUUUUUGUUCGCAUAUUCACCUCAGCAAGUGCGAUAAAAAACACACCUCUUAAACUCUCCUAUGUUUACCAGUGUGUUGGUUGCGAUUCUUUCCAUCUGCAAUGUGUUGGGAGGACAGUUUCCAAAAAUAACAGUGUGAAGCAUGCUCCUGGAUUUGGCCCUGUUGUUCCUCAAGAAUGCACGGAUUGUGGAAAAAAGUUUAAUAUGGGUGGCCCAAUAUGGUCUGCUCCAAUGCAUGAUCAGGAAUGGGUCCUUUCUAUAUUGGAAAAUGUCAAAGCUUUGAGAGAACGAUAUCCUGCAUAUGGGAAAAUUUUUGCUGUUCUAACGGCUAUAUCAGAGGAAUUGCAUGAUGUCCCUCUCUUUCUCAGUCUCCACAACCUGUGCGGCACUCUGAAAUGCACUUCGCCCUCUGCUGAAAUAUUUAGAUCUGCAGUUUUCAAUGCCGGAUAUCGUAUCUCUGGAACCCACGUGAAUCCUCUUGGUUUAAAAACUGAUGCUCCAAUGGAAGCCAUUUGGGACAUCAUGCGCUGCUGGGUCAAAAGCCAUCCAGUUAAAGUUCAGCCACGAGAUCAAUCUGGAUCAGUGAUUCUUUCCAAGGAACCAGGUCUCCAGGCAAAUUUUUCUCGAGCUUUUGCUUCUCUCAGCAAAGCUCAAGUGAAGAAGGUUGCGAGGUUUCUUCCAAAUCCUGAACGGCACUGGGGUCCUAAGGUAAGAGCUGGUAGACGAAUCUCAAGCAAGCAUGUCUCUCUCUUGGGCCCUGAGGCUAUUGAUAUAUUGGUUAGUCAUGAAAAGGAAAAUGAAGUGAAAGAGACACCACAUUACCAAGAAGAGCAAAAUGAUGAUGGCGUUGAGCCGAAGCGACAUAAGACGAGCCAUGAAUGUUUUGAUCAAUCAUCAUAAGAAGAUGGAGCAAGAACUCUCUUAUGUAUUCAUAUUUGGUUUUAGCUUCACCAUCUAAUUUUAUAUUAGCAUGAAUGGGUGGUAUUACUUUGUAUUUAAGGUCUUGAAUGGCGUCUGUGCUUUCGUCAUGCAUAGAUGUUAUCUCACAAGCUCUAUUUAUAUGAUCAGUCUAUAUCGAUAAAUGAUUAUCAAUGCUGUUAUAUAUAUUACUGUAGGGCUUGAGUUUGGAAAUUUUGGUGAUUAUUCUAUGUAAAGAUUCACUAGUUAUUUCAUUUUGAUGUGUAUUUAUGAAGUUUUAGUGAGCUAUUUAUUUAACAA
Dendrobium catenatum is the source of this 2283-nucleotide messenger RNA. Its product is annotated as probable tRNA (guanine(26)-N(2))-dimethyltransferase 2. Gene Ontology annotation, biological process: tRNA N2-guanine methylation. The record is from RefSeq and is a predicted model, not a curated record. Gene Ontology annotation, molecular function: RNA binding. The coding region runs from base 163 to 1965 and encodes 600 amino acids. The transcript is spliced from 11 exons. NCBI's taxonomy places the organism in Eukaryota, Viridiplantae, Streptophyta, Magnoliopsida, Asparagales, Orchidaceae. Gene Ontology annotation, cellular component: nucleus.